Messenger RNA from Microdochium trichocladiopsis, 2183 nucleotides. Its product is annotated as chitinase. Gene Ontology annotation, molecular function: chitin binding; hydrolase activity, hydrolyzing O-glycosyl compounds. The transcript is spliced from 8 exons. The record is from RefSeq and is a predicted model, not a curated record. NCBI's taxonomy places the organism in Eukaryota, Fungi, Ascomycota, Sordariomycetes, Xylariales, Microdochiaceae. Gene Ontology annotation, biological process: carbohydrate metabolic process. The coding region runs from base 164 to 1759 and encodes 531 amino acids.
CCGUAUCCCAUGGAGAUUGGCUCUGCAAGUUCUGCUUCAGUCGUGGAUGUCCUGCCUUGACUCUGCUGCUAUCCUUCAUCUUGUUUUGGUAUUGCAGUCUUGCUGUUGAUCAGCCAGCAACGACAACUAGCGAGCAAAAGCUUUCACUCACAUUUGCACCACGAUGAAGUCGCAGAAGCAGUUAUCCCUCGCAGCUCUCCUGCUUGGUGUCUUCCUAGGGGCCUCGCAUGUCCUCGCCGAUGGCGAUGAUGGUCUCUUGUUCGCCGACGUUGUCGAGCAGACAGGGUUUGCGAUAGCCGCAGAAGACGGCGAGAAGCCAGACUACACCUGCAGCAAGGCCAAGCCAUGCAAACUUGGUUGCUGCGGCCCGCUUGACGAUGAGGGCAAUGGUGUCUGUGGCAUGGGCCCCGACUACUGCGGCAAAGACUGUACCGGCCAGUGCAAUGAGAAGAGCGAGUGCGACCCGGGCUGGGGAAUGCAGUGGUCCAAUGCAUCGACCUGCCCUCUCAACGUCUGCUGCUCAAAGUUUGGCUUCUGCGGGACGACGGCAGACUUCUGCGAUGGCAAGACUGUGCCAAACCCCAAGUGCAGCGGUUCCAGCUCCGACAAGCGCACUAUCGGGUACUACGAGGGCUGGAACUAUAAGAGACCUUGCGGCAACAUGGAGCCCGAGGACAUCCCCCUAGGCUGGUACACGCAUAUCAACUUUGCCUUUGCCCUCAUCGACCCCAACACGUUCCGCAUCGCGCCCAUGGACGAGGGGACGGCGGCCCGCUAUAAGCGCGUUACUGCGCUCAAAGCCGGCCAGCCUGGACUUCAAGUCUGGAUCGCCAUUGGUGGUUGGGCCAUGAACGACCCUGGUCCGUACCGAACCACGUUCUCAGACCUGGCUAAGUCGACAGCUGCGCAGGAUGUAUUCUUCGAGUCUCUCCUUACCUUUAUGACUAAUAAUGGCUUCGACGGCGUUGACCUCGAUUGGGAGUACCCGAUGGCUGAGGACCGCGGUGGUAUCCCCGAAGAUUUCGAUAAUUAUGUAACGUUUUGCCGGAGGCUGCGCGAGCGUCUGAACAGCUCAGGACGCGCAUGGGGCAUAACGAUGACGCUGCCAGCAUCGUAUUGGUACCUCCGCGGCUUCAACCUCAAGGAGCUGGAGCCAUACCUCGACUGGUUCAACAUUAUGACUUAUGAUAUCCACGGUGUCUGGGACAGCACGGUCCACUCCAUCGGUUCUUUCGCCUACGCGCACACUAACCUGACGGAGAUUGACUUGGGCUUGAACCUGCUGUGGCGUAAUAACGUCAACCCGGACAGAGUGGUUAUGGGCCUGGGCUUCUAUGGACGCAGCUUCACGAUGAAGGACGCCAACUGCAUGGCCGCAGGCUGCCCCUUUGCGUCCGGUGCCGCGAACGGCACGUGCACGGACACCGCCGGUGUGUUGUCUGCCGCCGAGAUCCACGACAUUGUUGAGAACAGGGGCGCGACAGUCACGUUCGACCCGGUCGCCGCCUGCAAGAUUGCCACCUGGGGUGAUCGGCAGUGGGUCAGCUGGGACGAUGCCGAGACGCUCAAGCUCAAGAUUGAUCAUGCUAAUGAGAGAUGCCUUGGAGGGACUAUGGUUUGGGCCAUCGACCUAGACGAUGGCACUCUGAUCGAGGCCCUGGGCGCCAACAUCAAGCGCAACAAGAGUAUGGUAAUGCCGUUCGAGACGGAGUGGGACAUGCAGACCCGCAAUGUGGAGUACUUGAUUGGGUCUACAUGAGGCUGGUGGAGCAGGCGAUCGAGAAUGCAAACUGCAAUUCUUCUACUGUCGAACGGUUUGAUUCCAGCAGACAGCCCUUGAACCACUGCUGCAUAAAGAGUUGGUGGAGAGCCUAGACAUGGACUUAAGAGAUAGUCUCGAUUUGAAAUUGGCAACUGGUGUAUCUCACGUACAGAACAUCGCGCUCAGAUCCGUGUCUAGUGCUCAUAGUGAAACUUAUUAUAUCACGGGCGAGGGGCGAGUCACAGAGUAACAUACCCAAGACUGUACUUAAAAUCGAGAUAUAUAAUAUUGACCAGUCACUACCUGUGGCUUCGAUAUAAUGCCACCCCGGGAGUUAUACAAACACCUUCAUAUUGAAGCGAUGCGCCCCCUUGAGCUACAUACAAGAUCUCAGACCAACCCCCACCGUAAGAACGACCCC